Molecule: messenger RNA, 3356 nt
Organism: Coregonus clupeaformis (lake whitefish)
Lineage: Eukaryota; Metazoa; Chordata; Actinopteri; Salmoniformes; Salmonidae
Product: dnaJ homolog subfamily C member 5
Exons: 5
Coding region: 246-860 (204 amino acids)
Source: RefSeq, a predicted model, not a curated record
UGAAUUUCACAAGUGCCAAAUAAUGUGUACGGAUAUGACGACGCUGUUCAUUGCUUCUGAGACGAGGGCUUCAACCAAUCAGACGUCUCUUGUCUACUGUGGCUAAUGGUACUGAUACGAUAGUAGAUAGCAGUUUUAGGAGGGGCGGAUACAUUGACACAUUGUCUGGCAAUCUUGACAUAAAAAGUGGAUGCCUCUAUGCUACAGCGAAAUAUACCUCUUCCAAUUUGCACAAGACUUCAGCCAUGGCCACGACAGGCACAGGCGCAGCUGAGCCAAACCGGCCAGGCCCCCAGAGGAAGAUGUCCACAACAGGGGAGAGCUUGUACAAGGUGCUAGGCCUGGAGAAAGGAGCUUCCGCUGAGGACGUCAAGAGAGCCUACAGGAAACUAGCGUUAAAGUACCACCCAGACAAGAACCCAGACAACCCGGAGGCUGCAGAUAAGUUUAAAGAGAUCAACAACGCCAACUCCAUCCUGAACGAUGACGGCAAGAGGAGGAUCUACGACGAGUACGGCUCCAUGGGCCUCUACGUGUCCGAUCAGUUUGGAGAGGAGAGCGUCAAAUACUACUUCCUCAUGUCCAAGUGGUGGUUUAAGACCAUGGCCGUGUGCUGUACCGUCUUCUCCUGCUGCUGUUGCUGCUGCUGCUGCUGUUUCUGCUGCGGGAAGUGCAAACCGCCGGAGGAGGAUGAUCACUACCAGUACGUGGACCCAGAGGACCUGGAGGCACAGAUCAAAGCUGAGACGGACGGAGGUCCACGUGCCCCUAUCGUGAUCCAGCCACAUUCCAUCGCCAUCGAGGUUCCAGAGACCUCCCAGCCUGCAGCCAGCCAGCCCACCUCCAAGCCCCAGCAGUGACCCUUCCCUCUCAGUCCUAUCUACCCGCUGGAGCCCUCCUCUAUGGCGGGCACGGCCAGGCCCCUGAAGUCCCCACACUGGAGCCCCCAGCAGCCAGCCAGGCCAGACGUCACCAGUGCCAGUCAACCAGCCAGCCAGUCAACCCCCCAUACUGUGGUACAGGUCUAACUUAAUGGACAUGAGCGGCAGGCUGCCAAGAGACCAGGUCUCCUUAUGACAUGAUAUGUGUCUAUCUAUCCACCAAACUGAGGAUUGGAACACACUCUGUCCUAUCCCCCCUUCAUUUUGUCCCUCCGUUUCUAUCCUCCCUCGUCUAUUUCCCCACCCCCCUUUCUCUCUCUUGUCUCUGUUAGAAAGCUGUGGGAUUGGAUACUCUUUUUAAGUUCAGUCUGAGUUUUAAAUGGCCAGGGCCAAACAUUCCACCUCCCGGAGACUAAAGCAUGGAUCAGAGGAAGUAAAGGCUCCCAAACAAAUUGCAUGUGCUUCGUUUUAACUGCAUGCCCCCAUUGUAUAGCACUGGCAAAUACAUACCCCAUGCAUCCACACCCCUUUACUACAGCCACCACCCCACCUCUGCCAGCGAUACCGCCAGCUGCAGGUGCACCUACAGUAUGCCACACAACCAGGGGUCUCCCAUCCACCGCCACCUGAAAGACACCCAAGAGUGGGGCUGACUACAGUAGACAUUCAAGAACAGUGAAAAUGUGGGGUGGAUAAAACAAGGAACAUUUGUUGAUUGCUUAAUUUAAUAGCUAACUGUCACAAUUAUGUUAGACCAAAGCCAAAUUAGAUGCCACUCACUCCAUGUGUUCCAACAGUCGGCUCCCAAAGAGACGUUUCUCCUCAUGUCACUAGAGCCAACCUGAGAGGAUUGUUUCGUUGAGGUGUAUGUAUGCAUUUGGGUCUACUAUGCAGUUUUGAAACCUGUGAAGUGGGUAAUGAUCAUUUCCAAUGGACUGUUGGCUAACAUGGGUCCAGCCAACUGCUUACUGAAACCCACAGUCAGCACAAUGCUCUCUGUAUUGGGUGGAACUAACUACUAGCAACAGCUAGCUAACUGCAACCAAACUACUUAUCAAACGUCUCCCAUCUCAAAUGGUGGUUUUGCUUUGCAUUCUCCUCAUAGUCUGAUGUAACAUGGAGAUACAGGGGAGGGGGUAUGUACUGUAGGGGUCUGUUUGACCCAGCCACUAAGACCAUAUCCUACAUGACUACUGUGUUCUCUGUACUGCCUACAGAGAGAUCCCAUCACUGAAGAUUUUAGACUUUUCAUAUGUUGAUUUGACUUACUUUUAAGAAGUAACACACCAGGCUGUUUUCCAUGGGGUUUUGGUGGACUGAUUGCCAUGUUUAUUGUUUUCUGGGCUGAAGAGGCACAUGACUACUAGUCUCAGUGAUGAGAUGAUGCAAUGUCCCACAGCAGGGUUAGGAACUGUACAGAUCACCCAACCAGCAGUUUGUCUGUACUGAAGUACAUCUCUCUUUAUAACCCUGGGGGUGCAGAGUCAGGGGUUUCUCAAUGUUGUGUAGUCAGAAUAGUGAAAAUAGUGAAGUGAAUGAAUGUCAUAUUGUCAUUGAGAGUCAGUCAAGUCCCAGGUGUGUGUGUGUGUGUGUGUGUGUGGAGCAUUGUACGAAAUCGUUAUUGGUUUGUUCAUGUAGUGCUGAGGUCAGUCGGCUAGUACAUGGUGUUAACCACCUUAUGUUUUGGCCGAAGAACAACCCUGAAGUUAGGCUAAACUAAAAGGAUGUCAUCAAAUGAUGUCAAGCAGCCAUUUUAUAUUUUGUAGCUCUCUCCUGAGUGUUUACAUAGAAAUGAUCUAUUAGCAGCUUCAUUUUCUUACUGGAAUUAUAGCACCUUUUCUCACCUCUUCAUUUCAGUAAGUUUAUAGCCAAAACCCUCCUUAAAUUGCAGUCUGUUGGUUGUGUGUUUUCACAAACCAUAAUAAACAUAACAGUAUCUACCCAGGGCUCAGAGAGGAGAAAUACUUUAUUUAUUCUGGUGAUCCUUAUCUGCUGUAAUAAUAAUCACAACCACAUGUCACAUGCAAAUAACGUUGUUUGAGAAUCCCUGUAAAUGGGAAAUGUUUUAACAAUCAACCCCAUUUUAAAUGGUGUACAUUGUCAUUUAUUUAUUUAUUUAUGUCAAACCGAAAGAGCUGUUUUAAAAAAACACGUUGACAGUUGGGAAGAGCGGACCCUAGACUAGCCAAAGUGGUCCUCCCAAGGGUCUGGGCAACUGGUUGACAGAGGAGCUAAGCUAUGUCCUAACUGGCUAGGCCACCAUAGCUCUGGUCUACAGUAGCAGGCAGGCAGACAGUGAGUAUAUAUCUAUCUGCUCGGUUGUCCCAAUGUCAUCACUCCAUGUCAAUGCUUUCAUUAUGUCAUUCAUUAUUCACCAUGAUGUCUUCAUGGACAAAAAUGAUCUGUAAAUGUGUAUUUAUAUAUAAUGAAAUUGAAACAAUUAAAAGAAGGGGGAUUUGUACAAUGUUUGUCUUC